AACUUUCUAGCAAUACACACCAAACUGAGCAUGUGCAGCUUGCCUCCAAGGCUCUGUUCUAUCAGCACAUGGCUUGGGGACUGUGGAAGAAGGGGAGGAUCAGAGAAGACAGGAUCAAACAGCCUUUUUACACAAUGUGGAGGAUUAACCCCUUAGGUUCAACAGUGAGUAUAACAAGCAUGUUUUACUGCCAGGGGCGGACUGACCAUUUGGAAACUCGGGCACUGCCCGAGGGCCCGGGGUCAGUAGGGGACCCCGUGAGAUGCCCCUGGUACCUU
Molecule: messenger RNA, 278 nt
Organism: Staurois parvus
Lineage: Eukaryota; Metazoa; Chordata; Amphibia; Anura; Ranidae
Source: the annotation of a GenBank genome assembly